GAGCGCCAGGAGAAAUGGUGCUGCGGUGAGGGUGCCUGGAAAGGACUGCGCUCCAAACCAAGAGAAGGAUUUCCACAGCUUUCAAAGAGACGAUAGUCAAACCACUGCAGGGAGCGAGACGUUCCACCACCACCACCACUAUGAAGGAAACUACUGAAAAUGUCUGUCUGGACGAUGCCAGCUGCAGCCAGACCAAGACCCAGGAUACUAUUUUUCACUCUGAAGAAGAUAACAGUCUUUAUUUCACAUACAGUGGAAAAUCAAAUGUUCUGGAAGUCAAAGAACUCAACUACCAGGUUAACAAAGCAUCCCAGAUUCCCUGGUAUGAGAACCUUGCUCAGAUGAAAAUGCCCUGGACAUGGAAAUCGGAUCCCGAUUCCCACAUGCCAGUAAUCCAAAAUCUGAAUCUAAAAGUGCGAAGUGGUCAGAUGCUUGCAAUUAUAGGAAGCACUGCUGGUGGAAAGACAUCCUUGCUUGAUGUGAUAACCUGCCGUGAUCAUGGAGGCAAAAUCAAGUCAGGUCAAGUCAUGAUCAACAACAAACCCAGCACUCCCCAACUUGUCAAGAAAUGCAUAGCACACGUGAGGCAGGAUGACCGACUGCUCCCACACCUGACUGUCAGAGAAACACUAUUGUUCGUUGCCAAACUGCGUCUUCCAAAGUUUUUUUCAGACUCACAAAGGAAAAAAAGGGUGGAAGAUGUGAUCGCAGAGCUCCGCCUGCGGCAAUGCGCCAACACCAGGGUGGGGAAUGAGUACCUGCGGGGCGUCUCCGGGGGAGAGAGGCGCAGGGUGAGCAUCGGCGUGCAGCUGCUCUGGAACCCGGGAAUACUCAUACUUGAUGAACCCACAUCUGGACUGGACAGUUUUACUGCACAUAACCUUGUGAUAACAUUAUCCAGACUGGCCAGAGGAAACAGAUUGGUUCUUCUUUCACUUCAUCAGCCCCGGUCAGAUAUCUUCCAAUUGUUUGAUUUGGUUCUUCUGAUGACUUCUGGACUCACUGCCUACUGUGGAACAGCUGAAGACAUGGUCCAGUAUUUCACAGAACUAGGCUAUCCCUGCCCAAGGUACAGCAAUCCUGCGGAUUUCUAUGUUGACUUGACCAGUAUUGAUAAACAGACUCCAGAAAAAGAGAUGGAAAGCCGAAAAAGAGCAAAUGCUCUUGCCAACUUGUUUGUUGAAAAGGUCAAACAUUUUGAUGAUUUCUUAUGGAAAGUUACUGAAGGAGACAAUGCUGAGACCACAGUCAUCAAGCAGAGGAAUUCAGAAGAGGUAAUGAAUAUGCCUCACAAUUCAAGUGAUCAAUUACCAGGAGCCUUAAAGCAGUUCACUAUAUUAUUAAGUCGUCAGGUCUCCAAUGACUUCAGAGAUCUUCCAACACUAUUAAUCCAUGGAUUUGAAGCCCUUCUUAUGUCAUUACUAAUUGGAUUUUUGUACUAUGGCCAUGAAAAAACCGGACUCUCUAUUCGUGACACAACAGCCCUGCUGUACAUGAUAGGUGCCCUAAUCCCAUUCACAAUAAUUUUGGAUGUUAUUGCCAAGUGUCACUCAGAAAGAGCAAUGCUUUAUCAUGACUUGGAAAGUGGAAUGUACUCUGUUGGCCCAUACUUCUUUGCUAAGAUUUUGGGGGAGCUCCCAGAACACUGCAUUUUUGUUAUAAUUUAUGGGAUUCCCAUCUACUGGCUGGCAAACCUUGUUCCUGAGCCAGAACAUUUCCUGCUGAACUUCGUGUUAUUGUGGUUGGCUGUUUACAGUGCCCGUGCCAUGGCGCUUUGGGUGGCAGCUCUGCUACCGACGUUGCAGCUCUCGGCCUUCCUUGGCAAUGUCCUCUUCACAUCGUUCUACCUGAGUGGUGGUUUUGUGAUAAGUCUGAACAGCCUCUGGACAGUUCCUUUUUGGGUUUCAAAAAUUUCUUUUAUCAGAUGGAAUUUUCAAGGAAUGAUGCAAAUUCAGUUCACUGACACCACGUAUGAAAUGUCUGAUCGAAACAUUACUUAUCAAAUACCAGGGAAACUUGUCACUCAGGCUCUGGACCUGGACUCCCAUCCUCUCUAUGUGAGCUACCUUGUCCUCGCUGGCAUCAUUUGCAGCUUCCUGCUUUUAUACUAUUUAUCUCUGCGCUUUAUCAAGCAGAAAUCAACCCAAGACUGGUAAGAGCAGCAGAGGCAGCAGGUGACGGGCUCCCCUGCAGGAAGGCAGAGUUAGAAGGCUCCCGGUGGGAGCCCCGGCAGGCGGGCAGGAGGCGGGGAGCGGCGGCAGCCCGGCUGCCACAGGAUGGCAGUAGAACCCCAGGAGUCGGGAGGCGGCCGGGAGCCUGCCACGGGCCGCGGCUGCAGCCUGACAUUGGGGGUCGGGGGUGGGCUUUGGGCUUUUUGUUUGCUUCGCGUACGGGCUGAACGAGUGACAAGGCUCUUAUGAGUUCUCCACAUCUGGAAAUAGUCUGAGCUAUGGGCCACCGAUAUAAAAGGACCCAUCGCGCUCUGUAAUAAUAGCUGAUGUUUUAGUCUGUAAUGUUGAACAUAGGAUGAUCACUUUAAUCAGAGGGCGACAAGAGAACAGGAUCAAAACACUUUCUCUGGCAUGUAUAACGUUUAACAUAUUAAGAACAGCGCAGAGGAAAGCAACACAGAAGAUUUCACAAGUGUUUCAGGAGAACGUGCAAGGAUGCAAAACACAAUUUUUAACUGCUCUGUGUUCCAGUUGCUUAUGUGUUUUUUAAAGCUUUAUUUCUGUGUUUUAAAGCUUUUCCUUUGUGUUCCAGUAAUAUACUGAUGAUGCCCAAAACAGGUGUUUGCUCACUGUAGAGAUGAAAUUUUGUAACAAAUAAAAUUAUCUCACCUUCUUGGAUUUAUUUUUACAAUAUAAACGCAUACCAACUGAUUGUUACUAAUGACAUAUUUCUCCAUUGCAAUAGACAUCAUAGUAAUUUGCCAAGUCUCCUAAUUUGUCAAGCUCCCUAAGGUUCUCAGGUAGAAAACACCAACCUGCCCCUGAGCAAUUAAAAAUCUAACGAUGUAACCUAUUAAUGCUUGUCACAGUGCACCUAGUUAUGCUCAGAAAAUGAGUACCAGUAAAUAAAUGGCCAUAAUUCACAGA
Cyanistes caeruleus (blue tit) is the source of this 3098-nucleotide messenger RNA. It is a transcript of the gene ABCG8, whose product is annotated as ATP binding cassette subfamily G member 8. Gene Ontology annotation, cellular component: plasma membrane; signaling receptor complex. Gene Ontology annotation, molecular function: ATP hydrolysis activity; cholesterol transfer activity; ABC-type transporter activity. Gene Ontology annotation, biological process: cholesterol efflux; cholesterol homeostasis; transmembrane transport. The record is from RefSeq and is a predicted model, not a curated record. Lineage: Eukaryota; Metazoa; Chordata; Aves; Passeriformes; Paridae.